GGACUGGUGUGUGCACCAGAAAAAUCUGAGUACUUAAUGUGUCAACAACAUCGAAGCUCGUGGAAAGAAGUAUUACUGUACGCGGACGGAGGGUUGAUACCGAAAGUGCCUACGCUUCGGGUGUUGGGUUUGGUGUUACAAGAAAAGGCGGGCAACUCCGCCAUGCUAGACAGGCUGAGGGCAAAGGUCCUGGCAGCCAUGCGAUUAAUACAGAGGGUCUCCAGUAGGAGACGAGGCAUCAGAGAAGAGGGAGUGUUGAGGCUAGUCCAGGCUUUUGCCCUCAGCCAUAUCAUGUAUGUAGGGCCAUAUCUCAAAUGGUGGAAGGCCGAGCUAAACAAGCUGGAUGCGAUGGUGCGGAAAGCUUGCAGAGCCGGUUUGGGGGUGCUCUCUUUCACGCAUAACGCCGACCUGGACGCCCUUGGGGUGCAUAACUCGGUGACCGAGAUGAUUGAGGCACACCGAGAAGCUCAGGAGUUAAGGCUUGCCGGUACUGCGGCUGGACGAGAAAUUCUCGCCCGAGUCGGCGUAAGUCGUGGAAACACCGGACUAGCUGAGUUACCCAAUGAGACCAUGAGAUGUGUGAAAGUGCGCCCGAUCCCGAGACACAUGCACCCCACGAGGGACGCUGGGCGUCGUGCGGCCAGAGCGCAAGCUCUGGAGCGACUGUUCUUGAAAUCUGGAGGAGCGGUCUGUGUUGAUGCAGCUGUACGUGAUGGAGUUGGGGUGGCGGUUGUCACGGAUCUGGCCACCGGGGAAAUCAAGACGGCCCUGAGUGUUAGGGGCGGAGAUGUUUGUGUAACAGAAGGAAUUGCCAUAAGCCUAGCGGUUUCCCUGCCAGGAGUUAAAGCAGUGCUAAGCGAUUCGAUGACUGCGGUGAGGGGGUACGCGCGCGGUCGUGUUCCGCCUCUAGUCGCCAAGCUGUGCAAACCUCGUAACGAGGUGGAAGUGGUGUGGACCCCUGCGCACAUGGGCGGCAAUGUCGCUCCUGACCGAAUGGCCCGAGAGUUAUUAGGCCGGGCUUUCGGUGGGGCGGCGGUGUUCGCUCCGGUGGGCUACGGGGAAGUAUUACGAGCGAAACGAGAAGCGCGGCGGGUGUAUCCCCCUCCGCACGAGAACCUAAGCAGAGAGGAAGCCGUCCUUCUAAGGCAGCUUCAAGUGAAAUGCAUCUUCACGCCGGUGUUGGGCCGGUAUGUGGCUCCGGACGUGUACAGAUCGGAUGCGUGUGUUAUAUGUGGGGAAAAGGCUACGGUCAUGCACGUGUUGUGGGACUGCAGUCCGGUAGGCGCGCCUGGAACGUUGCCUGAGAUGUUGGACGCCGGAGUCAAGGAUACGACACUGGAAGGACAGCGAAGGGCCGUUCAGAAGGCUCGGGAACUGAGGGACAGGCAGGUCCGCAACCGGGCCCCCUGCACCCUUACCCCGGGUGGGGCUUUCGGCCUCCCCUAGCCAGAUGGGCUAGCUUUUGAAGACAAAUAAAGACGUUUAU
Messenger RNA from Ixodes scapularis (black-legged tick), 1486 nucleotides. RefSeq lists its product as uncharacterized. The transcript has a single exon. Lineage: Eukaryota; Metazoa; Arthropoda; Arachnida; Ixodida; Ixodidae. The annotation marks the transcript as partial. The record is from RefSeq and is a predicted model, not a curated record.